CUUUCUUGCUUUCAUAUCUUAAUAAAAAGCCAACUUUUUAAUCAUCACUGGUUGCAGAAUCGAUUUUUGUGGCUGCACUGGUAGUUCUGGGUGUAGUAGUGGGUGGGCAAGAGGCAGAGCCUGCGAUUACCUCGCUGAACCGAAAUCUAGCAUGGGACAAGUCAUUAGAUAAUGAAGAUAGCAAAUGGGAUGGUUAUUUUUUCUGUUAUAAUCCAUCACUGUGUCUUGUUUUGUGCUGCUUCUGACAUCAUAACCAGUGACAAUCCCGUAAGCGAUGGUGAGCUUCUGAUUUCUAAAGAAAACAAGUUUGCUCUUGGGUUCUUCACUCCUGGCAAAUCAAACUAUCGAUAUAUAGGAAUUUGGUACUACAAUUUGCCAGAGAAAACUGUUGUUUGGGUGGCUAACAGAGAUGAUCCCUUGCAUGACACCUCUGGAGUUCUGUCCAUCAACUCAAAUGGAAAUCUAAUUCUCCAUCACAACUACUCUGACUUCCCCAUUUGGUCUGCGAAUGUUUCUAUCACUGUUCCACAUGCAACAAUUAUGGCUCAGCUCACAGAUUUAGGUAAUCUUGUUUUGAUUCAAAAUCACUCCAAAACUGUUAUCUGGCAGAGCUUUGAUCAUCACACUGAUACCUUACUUCCGUAUGCCAAAUUGGGAGUCAACAAAAAAACUGGUCAGAACUGGUUCUUGCAGGCGUGGAAGACAGAUGAUGACCCUGGAACUGGAAGCUUCUCUGUUAGGUUCAAUACUAGUGGGAAAGCUCAGAUGUUUGCAUACAAGAGGAAUAACCCAGUGUGGCGAGCAGGAUCCUACAAUGGCGAAAUAUUUGUGGGUAUCCCAUUUAUCAAACGGGCUACAGCCACUGAUUAUGGCAUUAAUGUCACUGACAAUGAUAAUGAGGUUGGAUUUCUAUUUUACGCUUUUGACAAGAAAACCAUCAUAAGGGUGGUUGCUCUUCAGUCUGGAUUCUUUCAAACAUUGCUAUGGGAUUAUGAUAAGCAACAAUGGAAUCGAUUUUGGUCUGCUCCAGAAGUAGAUUGUGACAACUAUGGAUCAUGCGGUACCAACAGCAACUGUGACCCUCUUAACUAUGCAAAUUUCAAGUGUUCUUGCCUACCUGGGUUUGAACCUGGAAAUACAACAAAUUGGUAUCAACAUGGCGAUGCAACAGAGGGUUGUGUGAGGAAGAAAGGGCCAUCCUUAUGUGGGAAUGGAGAGGGCUUUGUUAGAGUAGAAAGCGUUAAAAUUCCUGACACAUCUGUGGCAAAUGCUAAUAUGGAGAUGAGUUUGGAAGAAUGUGAACAAGAGUGCUUGAGGAACUGUUCUUGUAAUGCCUACGCAGCUGCUGAUGUGAGAAAUGGUGGAAGUGGAUGCUUGACAUGGUAUGGUACUUUGAUGGACACGCAGAUCUUAAGUCAAGAAGGCCAUGGUUUAUUUGUUCGUGUUGAUGCUGUUGAACUCGCAAAAUAUGCUAGGAAGUCAAAAAGAGCACUUGCCAAGUCGGCGAUAGUGGGUAUUGCAACAGCUUGUGUCACGUUGAUUACUCUUAUUGCCUUGUUUGUCUACUGCUUUUGGAACAGAAAAAGAAAAGAUGAAAUAGCCGAACAAGAAUUAAAAUUAAAUUCCCCUACAGAAGAGGAGGAUGGAGAAAAUAGAGCACAACCAAGCUUACCAUUUUUCAACAUCAAAACCAUGAUGACUGCAACAAACAAUUUCUCAGAAGAGAAUCAAUUAGGGCAAGGUGGAUUUGGUUCUGUAUACAAGGGCAUAUUAGUUAAUGGACAAGAGAUAGCAGUCAAAAGAUUGUCUCAAGGUUCUGGACAAGGCACGCAAGAGUUCAAGAAUGAAAUUAGACUAAUUGCAAAACUACAACACAGGAAUCUUGUGAAACUGCUUGGUUAUUGCAUUCAUAAGGAAGAAAGGAUGUUGAUCUAUGAGUACUUGCCCAACAAAAGCUUGAACUUUUUCCUCUUUGAUAGGAAUCAAGGAACGAUAUUAAAUUGGGACACACGUUUUCAUAUUAUAUUUGGAAUUGCUCGAGGUUUGCUUUAUCUUCAUCAAGAUUCAAGGUUAAAAAUAAUCCAUAGAGACCUUAAAGCUAGCAAUGUCCUUCUAGAUGUUACAAUGAAUCCAAAAAUUUCUGAUUUUGGUAUGGCUAGAAUAUUUGAAGAGGAUCAAAUUCAAGCAAGAACUAGACGAAUCGUUGGAACAUAUGGUUAUAUGUCUCCAGAAUAUGCAAUGGUAGGGCAAUAUUCAACAAAGUCCGAUGUUUUCAGUUUCGGUAUUCUAUUGUUAGAGAUUAUUAGUGGAAAGAGAAAUACAUAUUGUCUCAAAGAACAAGCAUCCGCAAAUUUGAUUGGACAGGUUUGGGACUUGUGGAGAGAAGGAAAAGCCUUGGAAAUAAUGGAUUCAACACUUGGUGAAUCUUAUCCUCUUGAUGUAGCCCUAAGGUGUAUACAAAUUGGGCUAUUGUGUGUGCAAGAAAGUGCCUUCUAUAGGCCAUCCGUGUUGGAAGUCAUUUUCAUGCUUGGCAAUGAAGUAACCCUUCCUUCACCUCGAAAACCUGCUUUCUUGUUCAAUUCUAACGUAGAGCAUUCAGAAUCUUCAACAUCUGGAGAUCCUUCAAUAAACAAUGUCACAACUACUACAAUCAGUGCUCGAUGAACAUGAAUUGAUAGAUAUAA
Molecule: messenger RNA, 2684 nt
Organism: Neltuma alba
Lineage: Eukaryota; Viridiplantae; Streptophyta; Magnoliopsida; Fabales; Fabaceae
Product: G-type lectin S-receptor-like serine/threonine-protein kinase At1g11410
Exons: 7
Coding region: 172-2664 (830 amino acids)
Biological process (GO): protein phosphorylation; recognition of pollen
Cellular component (GO): plasma membrane
Molecular function (GO): protein serine/threonine kinase activity; ATP binding
Source: RefSeq, a predicted model, not a curated record